Fomitiporia mediterranea MF3/22 is the source of this 1713-nucleotide messenger RNA. RefSeq lists its product as uncharacterized. Gene Ontology annotation, molecular function: DNA binding. Lineage: Eukaryota; Fungi; Basidiomycota; Agaricomycetes; Hymenochaetales; Hymenochaetaceae. Gene Ontology annotation, cellular component: nuclear membrane complex Bqt3-Bqt4. The transcript has 5 exons. Gene Ontology annotation, biological process: mitotic telomere tethering at nuclear periphery; meiotic attachment of telomere to nuclear envelope. The coding region runs from base 82 to 1284 and encodes 400 amino acids. The record is from RefSeq and is a predicted model, not a curated record.
GCGUCCAGCACUUACUCCUCGCCCGCGUUACCUUUCUACCGCUUUCACUGUGCUUUGCUCCUUCUAUCACUGUUGUGUACGAUGUCGAACCAGCCAGUCAAUGGCGUACCUAAGACGCCGCGGCCACAACUGCCAUUCCAGAGCUUAAACCCAUAUCUUUCGAUGACGGAUACUACGAAACCCCCGACAGUGAAGUAUCAGGUGAUUACUCGCGAAGGCCAGGAGAUCAUCGUCGGAAGGUUGAAAAUCCAAACACCCAACGACGGUCAUGCUUUCGUCCUUCGCCGCUUUGACACGGGUGCCAUUAGUCAGACAACGAUGUUCCGCGCCGCAUUCCCAACCGCUGGAGAGGACCUCGAGAAGAGUGAGUCUGCAUGGGUGAAGCAGAAUUAUGAUUCGGCUGGGGCGAAUGGGGGUCCUGGAAAGGAUAAGUUGCGUCUGGCCGGGUUAUGGAUCCGACCAGAAGUUGCGAAAGAACUUGCUCCGGCUUACUCGCUAGACCACAUCAUCACACCACUCUUGACGGCACACCCAGACCCGUCACAAGAGUACAGGCGCUCGCAAAGACAGACUGUGCCACAAGCAAACGGCGUGACCUCGUCGCCUGUAAAGCCGUCGAAUACAAACCCACGGACUGAUGUGGCUCCGUCCUCUCCACCUGGAAGCCCGAAGCCUAAGAGGCGAAAAGAAUCUUCCCCCCAAAUUAUGAGUCCCAAGAAGGCACCCCUGGAGACGCUCCCUCCUCUACGCCGAAGUGCGCGAGUGACCAGCCCAACCCCUAUUCCUCCUCCGGCUCAGGCUCUCGCUACACCCACAACACGUACUACGCGCACAAAAGUAGCAAAGACUCCCAAAGUAACUGCUGUACCAGAGGCGACUGGUAGAUUGACUCCCGAAGAGGAUGAUUACGAAGGAAGCGACGACGUUGCCGAGGUUCCCGGGCCCGAUAUGCACGAUGAUAUCGCGGAGCAGAAGGAGCUAAUUGCGAAUCUGAAGGCAGAACGAGAAAGCAAAGAAGCCACUGCAUCCGAAGAUGUAUCUGCUGUACCGAUUAAACAAUCAGACUCACAAGGCUCAAAGCGAGCUCGUGAAGAGGAAGGGCAACCACUGAAAUUCGAAUUCCGCGAACCAGACGAACAGAAUGCCGUUGCUAACCGCGAAAUCAAGUCAAAUCGGCGACUCAGUCUUGACUUGGAGCCUCAACAGAAAUCAGCUGCUUGGGGUGCUCUUUGGUUUGCUGCUGGACUCGCUGCUGCUGCAACGAUUCCAAGUUUCUUUAUGUAACGAAUCCUAAUGACUACAUUUAUCUUUCUCGAAUGUUCUUGUUGUUCUUCCCUUCCUCCCGUCGGCGUGUGCUACCUUCUCCCUCCUACUCUUCCUUCCGUGCUCGUCUCGUACGACAAUCUCUCCUGUCAACACCGGAACCUUCUCCCGUGUCCAUGAUCUAUACAUUUUUCAAGACGGGUUCAUAUCGCUUAACUUUACUUAAGCUUUUUCGCACUGUAUAGUUGUAACGGGCUGUCCGAGUCCGACCCGGGCAAAGUCCUUUUUUCUUUGUCCUAUAUUUUUAGCUAGCUACAUUUUUUCUGUCCGUCGGUCUGUGGUUUGUCUCUAAAGGAGACUUCAGACAUAUUGCUAUGCUUGCUAUCUCUCAUCUUUUCUUCUACUGUUGAAGAACUCCUCUAUUCUAGUCCUCCUUCCUCCACCUCUUUU